AUGGUCAGUACUAGUACCGCCAAUGAUAUGAUCACGGAGGAACCAAGUUCCCCAAGACAAAUUCCUCGUCUUACAAGAAGAUUAACAGGGUUCUUGCCAAAUGAAAUCAAAUCAAUUGAUACCAUGAUUCCCUUAAAGUCUCGUGCUUUAUGGAAUAAACAUCAAGUUAAGAAAUUUACAGACGGUGAAGAUUUCCAAGAUAGGUUCAUCGACCACGUGGAGACCACUUUAGCUAGAUCUUUAUACAAUUGUGAUGAUUUGGCUGCUUAUGAAGCUACUUCAAUGAGUAUUCGUGAUAAUUUGAUCAUUGAUUGGAAUAAGACUCAACAAAAAUUCACCACUAGAGAUCCAAAGAGAGUUUAUUAUUUAUCUUUGGAAUUCUUAAUGGGGAGAGCUUUGGAUAAUGCUUUGAUUAAUAUGGAUAUAAAAGAUGAGGAAACUAAAGAUUCCACGGGAGAUUCUAACAAUACUGAAAAACCAAAAGAAGAUUCAAGAAAAGUUAUUAGUGGUGCUCUGGAUGAAUUAGGGUUUAAAUUAGAAGAUGUAUUGGAACAAGAACCUGACGCAGGGUUAGGUAAUGGUGGGUUAGGUCGUCUAGCUGCUUGUUUUGUUGAUUCGAUGGCUACUGAAAAUAUCCCCGCUUGGGGGUACGGGUUGCGUUAUCAAUAUGGUAUCUUUGCUCAAAAAAUUAUUGAUGGUUAUCAAGUGGAAACACCAGACUAUUGGUUAAAUUUUGGUAAUGCUUGGGAAAUUGAACGUAAUGAAGUUCAAAUUCCUGUUACUUUCUAUGGUUAUGUGGAUAGACCUGAAUCAAAGAGUUCUACUUUAGAACCUGCUCAAUGGAUUGGUAGCGAAAGGGUUCUUGCUGUCGCUUACGAUUUCCCAGUCCCUGGGUUCAAGACAAAUAAUGUUAAUAAUUUAAGAUUAUGGCAAGCUCGUCCAACAACUGAAUUUGAUUUCGCCAAAUUCAAUAGUGGUGAUUAUAAAAAUUCUGUUGCUCAACAACAACGUGCUGAAUCCAUUACCGCUUGUCUAUAUCCAAAUGAUAAUUUCGAACAAGGUAAAGAAUUAAGAUUAAAACAACAAUAUUUCUGGUGUGCUGCCUCUUUACAUGAUAUCGUUAGGAGAUUUAAGAAAUCAAAGAGACCAUGGAGUGAAUUCCCUGAUCAAAUUGCUAUUCAAUUGAACGAUACUCAUCCAACUUUAGCCAUUGUGGAAUUACAAAGAGUUCUUGUCGAUUCAGAAAAAUUAGAUUGGCAUGAAGCUUGGGAUAUCGUUACACAUACUUUCUCCUACACAAAUCAUACUGUCAUGCAAGAAGCUUUAGAAAAAUGGCCAAUUAGUUUAUUCGGACAUUUAUUACCAAGACAUUUGGAAAUCAUUUACGAUAUUAAUUGGUUCUUCUUAAAGGAUGUUGCAAAGAAAUUCCCUAAGGAUAUGGAUUUAUUAUCACGUAUUUCUAUCAUUGAAGAGAGUAAUUCUGAAAGACAAAUUAGAAUGGCUUUCUUAGCUAUUGUAGGUUCUCAUAAAGUUAAUGGUGUUGCUGAAUUGCAUUCUGAAUUAAUUAAGACUACUAUUUUCGCUGAUUUCGUUAAAUUUUAUGGUCCAUCUAAAUUCGUUAAUGUUACUAAUGGUAUUACUCCAAGAAGAUGGUUAAAACAAGCAAAUCCAAAAUUAGCUGCCUUAAUUAGUAAGACAUUGAAUGAUCCAAAUGAAGAUUAUUUAUUAAAUAUGGCUAAUUUGACUGAAUUGAGUAAAUUUGUUGAUAAUAAAGAUUUCCAAAAGGAAUGGGAUGAAGUUAAAUUACAUAAUAAGAUUAGAUUAGCUGAUUUGAUUAAGAAAUUAAAUGAUGGUGUUGAUAUCAUUGAUAGAGAACAUAUUAAUGAAACUUUAUUCGAUAUUCAAGUUAAACGUAUUCACGAAUAUAAACGUCAACAAAUGAAUAUAUUUGGUGUCAUUUACCGUUAUUUAGCCAUGAAGACCAUGCUUGAAAAUGGUGCUGCUAUUGAAGAAGUGGCAAAGAAGUUCCCACGUAAAGUCUCCAUCUUUGGUGGUAAGAGUGCUCCAGGUUAUUAUAUGGCUAAAUUGAUUAUUAAAUUAAUCAAUUCUGUUGCUGAAGUGGUUAAUAAUGAUCCAGAAAUUGAAGAUUUAUUGAAGGUUUUCUUUAUUCCUGAAUAUAAUGUUUCUAAAGCUGAAAUUAUUAUACCUGCUAGUGAUUUAAGUGAACAUAUCUCCACCGCAGGUACUGAAGCUUCUGGUACAUCUAAUAUGAAAUUUGUCAUGAAUGGUGGUUUGAUUAUUGGUACAGUUGAUGGUGCUAAUGUGGAAAUUACAAGAGAAAUUGGUGAGGAUAAUAUUUUCUUAUUCGGUAAUUUGAGUGAAAAUGUUGAAGAAUUAAGAUAUAACCAUCAAGUUCAUACACAAGAUUUACCAGCUGAUUUAGAAAAAGUCUUGGAAUAUGUCGCCAAUGGCACAUUUUCUCCAGAAAAUCCAAAUGAAUUUAAACCUUUAGUUGAUGGUAUCAAACAUCAUGGUGAUUACUAUUUAGUUAGUGAUGAUUUUGAUUCCUAUAUUGCUACUCAAGAAUUGGUUGAUCAAGUUUUCCAUGAAAAUAAGGAUGAAUGGUUAAAGAAGUCUAUUUUAAGUGUCGCUAAUAUUGGUUUCUUUAGUAGUGAUCGUUGUAUUGAAGAAUACGCUGAUACUAUUUGGAACGUCGAACCUGUCAAAAAUUGA
Molecule: messenger RNA, 2733 nt
Organism: Naumovozyma dairenensis CBS 421
Lineage: Eukaryota; Fungi; Ascomycota; Saccharomycetes; Saccharomycetales; Saccharomycetaceae
Gene: GPH1
Product: glycogen phosphorylase
Exons: 1
Coding region: 1-2733 (910 amino acids)
Biological process (GO): glycogen catabolic process
Cellular component (GO): cytoplasm
Molecular function (GO): glycogen phosphorylase activity; pyridoxal phosphate binding
Source: RefSeq, a predicted model, not a curated record